GCAAUUGGCAUCCACAACCACAAAUGGAGACAAAAUGGAGACGAAAACUCAAGGUCAACAAUCAUCGUAAAUUACGCGAGAGAAAAACUCCAAGAAAAAAAAAAACAAAACUGGGAGUGCAGACUAAAGCCGGACACCACUGGCCCAGGCCCAUUACCCUCGGAGUCCCACCCGCGUCCCGGUAGUUAACCUCCACUCCAGUCGUUGCCCAAAAUCCAGCUUAAAAAAAAAACUGCCUCUCACUUCCUUUUCAGUUUCUCUCUCCUCACUCUCUCUCUCUCUUCAUUGUCCGCCAUUGUUGCUCUCUUCCCCACACUCCCCUCGAUCGCUUCGCUUUACUUUUCUCCUUCCUCUCAUUUUUCUUUACUUCCAAGCAUCUCUCUCUCUUUCUCUCAUGCAGUGUUCAGCGGUGCCCGAGACAGACCCGAACCCGACCCGGUUCUAAUCCGCCCCCCCCCCCCCCAACUUCCCAAAUGCAUCGCGCCGCGGCCGCCGCAAACCCACUCCAAACCCUCCUCGACCUCAUCAACUCCACCCUCUCCCUCCUCCUCCGCUCCUCCCUCACCGUCCGCUCCUUCGUCGGCCGCUGGACCGCCAUCCACUCCAAGCUCGCAUCUCUCCACUCCUCCGUCGCUGACAUCUCCGACUCCCCACACUGGGCCCAGAACCCCCUCCUCCACACCCUCCUACCUCAACUCCUCUCCACUCUCCAGCGCCUCACUGCCCUCGCCGACCAAUGUACCGACGCCGAGUUCGCCGGCGGGAAGCUCCUGAUGCAGAGCGACCUCGAUAUGGCUUCGUCUUCCCUCUCCAAUCAGCUUCGCGACCUCGACUUGCUUCUCAGAUCUGGAGUCCUCCACCAGUCAAACGCCAUCGUUUUGUCGCACCCGGCUCCCGGGUCGGAUAAAGAGGAUUUGGGCUUCUUUAUCAGAGACCUCUUCACCCGGCUGCAAAUCGGCGGCGUCGAGUUCAAGAAAAAGGCUCUUGAGUCGCUCCUUCAGCUCCUCAACGGCGACGACAAGUCGUCCGGCCUCAUCGUCAGAGAAGGUAAUGUCGCAUAUUUGAUUCAUUUGCUUGAUUUCCACCACCAGCCUUCCGUCCGCGAGCAGGCUAUCUUCGCCGUCUGUCUCCUGGCCACCGCGGACGACGAGUCGUCGCGCAAGGCAGUGUUCGAAGAAGGGGGUCUGGGUCCUCUGCUGAGAAUACUCGAAUCCGGGUCGACCCAUUUGAAAGAGAAGGCUGCGAUGGCGGUAGAGGCGCUCACCGCCGACCCAGAAAACGCCUGGGCCGUUUCCGCCUACGGUGGCGUCUCAGUCCUCAUCGAAGCCUGCCGAUCUGGGUCUCCGGUGACCCAAACCCAUGCUGCCGGAGCCAUUAGAAAUGUGGUCAAUGUGGAAGAAAUCAAAACUGCUCUGGGAGAAGAAGGAGCCGUCCCUGUACUAAUCCAGUUACUGCUCGCCGGCACCAUCACCGCCCAAGAAAAAUCAGCCAAUUGCAUAGCCAUUUUAGCCUCCUCCGACGAGUAUUUCCGAGCUUUGAUCAUUCAAGAACGUGGGUUGCAGAGAUUAAUGCAUUUGAUUCAAGAUUUACCGAAUUCGGACACAUUGGAACACGUCCGAGCCAUCACAUGGCUUUCAGCUUCAGAUUCCUGCUCUAAAAUCCUCUCUUCUUCGACGAUUUUCCUGAUUCAGCUCGGCGAGUUCAUAAAGCAGGGGAACACAACGCUACAGCAAAUCUCAGCCUCCUUACUCGCUCACUUAUUGGUUAACGUGAGCGAUGGGAAUAAGCGAGCGUUGGGCAGCUGUAUGGGGUCGUUGGUAAAGCUCAUGGAGUCGCCAAAACCGGUGGGUCUACAAGAAUCGGCGGCCCAAUCGCUGGUUUCGCUGCUGACGGUCCGGUCGAACCGGAAGGAGCUGGUGAGGGACGAGAAGAGCGUGAUGAGGCUGGUCCAGAUGCUGGACGCCAAGAGUCACGAGAUGGUGGCCAGCAAGUUUCCGGUGGCGGUGGUCGCGGCGGUUCUCAGCGGAGGGAGCGGUGGUUGCCGGAAAAGGCUGGUGGCCGCCGGAGCUCACCCGCAUUUGCAGAGACUGGCGGAAAUGGAGGUCGCCGGAGCUAAGAAAGCGCUGCAGAGACUCGCCGGCAGUAGGCUGAAGACCAUCUUCUCGCGGAGUUGGAGGGAAUAGUAAUUAACCGGGAGAGAAAAAACCCGCCAAACUAAAGAGGAGGAAGGAGGAGGAAGCAGGAGGGAGGAGGAUUUUCUAACCGUCCAGGGAAUGUGAAAGCUACGUGGCUUGGACAAAGCAACAAAUACACACACAUCUUAUACCCAACUUUUUUUUACUUAAUUACUCGUAUCAUAUUAUAUUUAUUUAUUUAUCUAUCUAUCUGUCACUAAAUCAAGCACUAAUUAAGCAUGUUAUGUAUUAAUUAAUUAAAAUAUCCUAGUAUAUUGUAUUGGUAAAGAAAGAAGAAAGAGCAUGGAUGCGGUUUUUAGGGAGUAUCCUCGUUUUGCUGUUCCUUUUUUUGUAAUUUAAUGUUAUUACUUGAUUCACUCGGUGAAAGCUGUAAGAGGGGUUCAUUUCAUUAUGAUGUUUCCUUUUUUUUUGUUGGGUUGUGUUUUUUAAUUACACCCACCGGUUUGAGAAUGUAGAUCCUUGGAUUUGUUGUAUCAUUGGCAUGGAAUGUCACGGUGAUAAUGUACUAAUUUAAGUUGCUCUCGUUCUAGAGAGAAACCUCUGCUAUAUUUGUAAUGGACGUGAAUUUAACAUGGGUCUUGAGUGUUACUUAA
Molecule: messenger RNA, 2788 nt
Organism: Pyrus x bretschneideri (Chinese white pear)
Lineage: Eukaryota; Viridiplantae; Streptophyta; Magnoliopsida; Rosales; Rosaceae
Product: armadillo repeat-containing protein 3-like
Molecular function (GO): protein binding
Source: RefSeq, a predicted model, not a curated record